AUGUCGUCCUCCUACUCGUAUUCGGCGGCCAUCUAUGCCCCCGAGCAGCCGAACGCCAAAAGCGAAGCAAUGAAAGGUGUCCGCAUCUCUCGCGGCCCAGCAGCUCCGACAAGCAGCGGCAGCCUCGGAAAAGCGCCGGAUCCGCAGGAAGACGACUUCAUGGAUUUCGAGAAGACGCGAAUCAAGCAGCUCCAGCACGAGAGGGUCGGCAUCCAGAAGAAAACUUUCUCGAAAUGGUGCAACUCCUUCCUCAAUCGGGCGAGGCUGGAAGUCGGUGAUUUAUUCAAGGAUCUCGAUGAUGGAGUGCUUCUCAUGAAGUUGCUCGAGAUCAUUUCUGGAGAGAAGCUGGGCAAGCCGAACAAGGGUCGUAUGCGUGUGCAGAAGAUUGAGAAUCUGAACAAGGUCCUCGACUUUUUGAAGAAGAAGAAAAUUCAGCUCGAAAACAUCGGAGCUGAAGACAUUCUCGACGGCAACGAACGAUUGAUUCUGGGCCUCAUCUGGACCAUCAUCUUGCGUUUCCAAAUCGACACUAUCGUCAUUGAUGCGGACGAACAAGAGACCGGCGAACGGAAGCACGCCAAGGAUGCUCUACUUCUUUGGUGCCAGCGCAAGACAGCCGGCUACAGAAACGUUAAGGUGGAAAACUUCACGAGCUCGUGGCGCAGCGGGCUGGCGUUCAACGCUCUCAUCCACGCUCAUCGUCCGGAUCUGCUUCACUACGACGGGCUGAACCCGCAGGACCAUAUGGGCAACUUGAACAACGCGUUCGACAUUGCCGAAAAGAAGCUGGAUAUCGCCAGGCUGCUGGACGCUGAAGACGUUGACGUGGGCCGACCCGACGAAAAGUCGAUCAUCACGUACGUCUCGCUCUACUACCAUCAUUUCGCCAAGCAGAAGACCGAGAUGACCGGUGCCAAGCGCGUUGCCAAUAUCGUUGGCAAGCUGAUGACGCAAGAGCAGAUGGAAGACGAAUACCAAGGCAUCGCCAGCGAUCUGCUCGAGUGGAUCAAGCAAACGAUUGCUAUGUUGAACAACCGCCGAUUCCCGAAUUCGCUGAAGGGCAUCCAAGAAGAGAUGGUCCGCUUCAACCAGUUCCGCAACAUCGAGAAGCCGCCCAAGUACAAGGAGAAGGGAGACCUCGAGGCGCUGUUCUUCAACAUCCAGACCAAGAGGAAAGCCAUGGGCAUGAGUCCCUUCGUUCCACAGCACGGCCUUUUCAUGAAAGACCUGGAGACGGCCUGGGAUCGAUUGGACAGCGCCGAAAACGAGCGCCAGACGGCGAUCAUCAACGAGAUGCUGCGACUCCAGAAGCUCGAGCAGUUGGCUGAACGUUUCUACCGCAAGGCCGAGCUGCGCGAUCACUGGCUGAGGGACAUGGGUGGUCAUCUCGACGAACUUGAGCUCGGACGCACGGCCAGCGACGUCGAGGCGGCGCUCAAGAAACAUCAGGCUAUCAGCGCCGACAUUCUACCCCGUGAGGAGCGCUUCCGCAUCUUGACGCGCAUCUGCGGCGAGCUCUCCGCCGGCAACUACCACGAAGCCGACCGCGUGCGUGCAAGGGAUCGUGAAAUCGCCGAGAAAUGGGCGCAUCUGCUGUCCGUGCUCGAGGCCAAGCGCAAGCAAAUUAUGGGCUUGAACGACCUGAUGGGCCUUUUACGCGACAUCGACACGUUGAGCAGCGAGCUGAAGCAUCUUGAGCCAGUGGCUCGUAAUCGCGACGUUGGCAAGCACAUCCUCGGCGUCGACGAUCUGAUUGGCCGCCACGAACUGGUCGAGGGUCAAGUGAAGGCGCACGGUGCCUGGCUCGACAACGUCUCCCGCCAAGCCCAACUCUACAUCCGCGGCAAGGGCGAGCAGCACGAGAUCCUCCAGCGGAAGCUCGAAGACGUCAAUGCGCAAUACGAGAACCUACGAGCACUCUGCCAGCAGCGCCGGAAUGCCUUGCACAAGGCGCGCGAACUGUUCCAGUUCAUUCAGGAUCACGAGGAGGAGAUGACGUGGCUGGCCGAGAAGGAGUCGCUAUGCCUGAACGCACUUCAGAAGGGCGACAUCGCGAAUGUGGCCAACAUUUCCCGCCUCCACAAGACCAUCGAAUCGGAGAUGAAAGCGCAUUGGACACGCACCAAGGAGAUCAUGGCCGCCGGCGAGCAGCUGGCGAUGGGCGGGCAAAGCCGAGAUGACGUCCAACGCCGCAUCCAGCAGAUCCAACACCGCUGGGAAUCCCUGCGAAAGGUCGUCGACGAUUUGUCGAACUGGCUGCAGGAGGCCGAACGUGCGCAGCAAUAUUUCCAGGACGCCAACGAGGCCGAGUCUUGGAUCCGCGAGAAGUUGCCGCUCGUCAAGUCCGACGACUAUGGCAAGGACGAAGGCCAGGCCGAAAGCCUCCUCCAACGCCACAACCGGCUCGAGGAGCAGAUUCACGCUUUCCGUUCGGACAUUAUUCGCCUGGAGGAAUCUGCUUCGCAGAUCGCCAGCACCAACUUGAUGACCGGUAUCCAUGCGGCCGAAGUGGACACUGAAGAAACCGUCGUUCCACAGAAGGUCGAUGACGUAGGCAAAGAGGAAAAGGUCGAGAUGCUGUACAAGUACUCUGGCAACGGGAUGGAGGUCAAGAAAGAGGAGAUCGUCGCCCUCAUCGACAAGUCGAACCCGGACUGGUGGAAACGGCUGCUCAGCGACAACAUCAAGCUGAUGCGCUUCUUCCGUGAAUGCGACGAAUUCGAGACUUGGGCUCAGGACACGAUGAACGUGCUCUCGGACGAGCCCUCUGUUGAACACAUUGAGGCGUUCCGCAAGAAGCUCGACAAGCUCGAGCACGACAUCGCCGCGAAUGGAGGCACCCAGCUGAGGCGAAUCAACGGCAUGGCCGAUGAGCUGACCGCCGAGGGGCACAGCGAGACGCGCCAAAUCGUCGCCCGCCAGCAGGCCGUCAACAAGCUGUGGGCCCACAUCGAACAACUGUUCCGCAACAAAACGGCUCGUGUGCAGACGCUCGAGCAGCUCGCCGACUUCAAUGCCAACUGCGCCGAUGCGGAGAGCUGGAUGAAGGCCAAGUUCGAUCUGAUCGACCGCAAGCCCCAGGAUCUCAAGUCGUUGCAGAAUUUGGAGCGCGACUUGAAGCCUUUGGAGGACAAGAUCCGGUCUCUCGAAGAGCUGGCGGAGCGCGUCAAGAAGUCAAACCCGGAAAUGGCCGCCGUCAUCCAAAAGAAGAUCAACGAGCUGCGCGGGAUGUACGCCGACCUGCUCAGCCAAGCCCGCCAAAAGAUCCAGCUGGCCGAAGAGACGCAAGGCCAGGAAAUGUUCGAUGGAGCGCUCGCGGAAAUGCACGCGUGGAUCGAAAAGACGAAGAAGACGCUCUCGGACAUGGAACGGCCCGUCGACGUGCAGACCGCCGAGGACAUGCUCAAGAAGCACGUCGAAUUGGGCGAACAAAUCAAGGACAAGAAAUACGCCGUCGAAUAUGUCCAAGAGCUCGGCCGGCGUCUGCUCGUCAAGAACCCGAAGCUGAACGUGGUCAAGGAGAAGCUCGAACAACUCCAGUACGCCAUGGCCGAGAUUGCGAACAUUUGGAAGUCGAAGCAUGCACACCUCAAGCAGCAGCUCGACCUACAGUUGUACAAUCGCGAGGCCGAGCGCAUCGAUGCGGCCACCAAGGGCCAUGAAGCUUUCCUUGAUUUUAAGGACCUGGGUGAUUCCGUCGACUCGGUUGAGAACCUCUUGAAGCGCCAUCGCGAUUUGGAGGCCAAGCUGGAUGCGCAAGAGGCUCGUCUCGAUGCUUUCAGCAAGAACGCCGACGAGCUGAUCCGGUUAAAGCACGCGGACAGCACAUACAUCCAUGAUCGCCGAAACGAGGUUCUGGCAAGACGUGAAGCUGUCCGUCGCGCCGCCUCCAAGCGCCGUGCCCAGCUCGAGGCCUCCCUGGAAUACCAGAACUUGCGCCGUGACGGAGACGAGAUGCUCCAGUGGAUCGGCGACAAGAAGAAGGUGGCGCUCGACGACACCCACCUCGACCUGCACACGAUCGACAUCAAGCUGCUCAAGCACGAGGCUUUCGAGGCAGAGAUCAAGGCCAACACGCAGCGCGUCGAAAACAUCAACAAGGAUGGCGCAAUGCUCGUUUCUCGCCACCACUACGAAUCGCCGAACAUCCAGAAGCUCGUCGAGCGCGUUAACAAGUCGUGGGCCGAGCUCAAAGACGCCGCCGCGCGCAAGGGCGAAAAGCUGAAGCAGGCCGCCGACCAAAAGAAUCUCAACCGCAUCUUGGAUGACGCGAACGCCAAGCUCGACGAGAUCGACGAGUCGCUGCGAAAUAAAGACGUCGGCAACGACCUGCGCGGCGUCAAGGAGCUCCUCCAGAAGCACACGACCGUUGAGCAGGAAAUGCACCUCUACGAGAACAAGUUGACGGAGAUCUCGCGCCGUGGCAAUGUGAUGGCUGGCGAAGGCCAUUUCGAUGCGGCUCGAAUCAUUUCUACCGUCAAGAGCCUCCUCCACCGCUUUGAGCAGUUGACCGGCCCUUGCUCAGCACGUCGUACGGCGCUCGAGGAAUCCCUGAAGUGGCACCAACUCGCCUUUGACGUCGACUGCGAGCUCCAAUGGAUUGCCGAAAAGGAGCCGCUGGCCGCUUCCGAAGAUACGGGCCGCACCCUGACCGAGGCGCUGAACGUCUUGAAGAAGCACGAGCAGCUCGAGGCCGAGGUCAAUCAGCAUAGCCGCCACAUCGAGGGCACCAUCCAUCGUGGUGACGACCUCAUCAAGGGACAUCACGCAGCACAGGCUGACAUCAAGGCAAAGUGUGAUCAACUGGCCGGCGCCUGGGCUCAUCUACAGCAGCUCGUUCGUCGCCGCAAGCGCAUCGUCGACUGGGGUGUGAAGGAGCAGCAAUACAUGUUUGACGCUGCCGAGGUCGAGUCGUGGAUGGCGGAGAAGCGGAUCCUGAUCGAAUCCCAGGAUUACGGACAAGACGAAGACGCUGCACAGAAGCUUCUCGCCCGGCACAAGGCUCUGCAAAACGACAUGAACACUUACAAACAAUGGGUCGAGCGUCUGGCUGUGAAGUGCGCCGAGUUGGUCGACUCUCAUCGGCCCCACGUCGACCGCUUCUCCAACAAGCAACGCGACCUUGAGGCCGAAUUCGAUCGUCUUUCCGAGCUGGCCGAUAAACGUCGCGCGCUGCUGGAAGACACGCUCUGCUUGCACGAAUACCUGAGGGAAAGCGCCGAGCUGGAGCAGUGGAUAAACGAGCAGCUGCAGACGGCGAUGAGCGAAGAAUACGGCGAUGACUACGACCAUUUGAUGGACCUGCAGACGCGCUUCGAAAACUUCCGCACCUCGGUCAAGUCGGGUAGCGAGCGAUUCAUCUCCUGCGAGCAAGCGGCCAACUCUAUUCUUCGUCGCAACACGCCGUUUGCCCGGGAUGUGUUGAAGAGGCAAGAACGACUCAGGACGGUCUGGCACCUCCUCGUCGAAUACAUGGAAUCUCGUGAGCAGAAGCUGAUGGCGGCCGAAGAACUCCAUCGCUUCAACCGCGACGUCGCCGAGCAUGAGCAGCGCGUCGCUGAAAAGCUGAGCAACAUGCCAACGGAGCUUGGCCGUGACGUGAAGCAAGUGCAUUCGCUCUGGCAAGCCCACGAAACUUUCGAGAAGCAGCUGGUCGAUAUGAAGGCUCGCCUCGACCAUUUGCUGCAAGAAAGCGCUCGUCUGAAGGAAGCUUACCCUGGCGGCAAUGCCGACCACAUCUCCCAGCAGCAAAUCGCGCUCACCGAGGGCUGGCAAGAGCUCGAAGAGGCGACGUUGAACCGAAAGGACCGCUUGCGCGCUGCCUACGACUUCCAUCGCUUUUUGGGAGAGGUCCGGGAUCUUCUUUCCUGGUGCGACCUGAUGGUGGCCGACAUGCAAACUGAGCAACAACUCCACGACCUCCAGGGCGCGCAGUGGCUGAAGGAAGAGCACUCGCGGCUCCAGUCUGAGAUCGAGGCCCGCGCUCCCGAAUUUGCCAAGCUCGACGGAACGGGCCGAAAGAUGAUUGCGGCCGAGCACUACGCCAGCGACGAGAUCCGUGCUCGUCUGCAACAAGUCGAGCGGGCCUAUCAGCAGCUGAAAAGCGAAUGGAAGUUGCGCGAAUCCUACCUGUCGCAAGUCGUCCAAUGGCACGCGUUGCAGCGUGAAGCCAAGCAGAUCAUGGCCACCAUCCAAAGCAAGCGCAACACCCUCAAGCAGUUGGCGAUUGGCGGAACCGUGGAUGAGGUGGAGGCCCAACAAAAGCGCCUGGAGACGUUCGCGAAGGCCCUUGUCACCCUUGACGGCCGUAUCGACACCCUCGACAAGAACUCGCGCUCCCUGAUCGACGGCAAGCACUUCGAGUCGGCCAACAUCGAGACCUGGCGCCAGAAAGUGCAUGAGGCGUUGGCCACGCUGAAAAGCGAGGUUGCCCAGCGACGCCGUGAGCUCGAUGGUGCGCUGGAAGAGGCCAAGUUCGGCGGUGACGUUCGCGACAUGGAGAGUUGGAUCUCCGAAAAGAUUCAAGCUAUUCGCAUCGAAACGGAACGCCAAGGCCAAUGUACAACGAUCGAGGACAAGAUGAAACGACUCCAACGCCACCAGGCCUUCGAAGGAGAGCUGGAUGCGAACCGUGGCCGCGUCGAAACGAUCCUGAAACGAGGCGCACAGCUCCAACGCGGCCGGAAUGGGCCCAUGGUUGGCGAGCAGUGCAACCGUUUGUCGCAGCGCUGGCGUGAGCUCGAAUCGGCGUGCACCGAACAAUCGCGUGCCCUGGAGGAAGCCCGAGAUUUGCUGAGGUUCAAACAACUCGUUGAUCGGGUCUUACAAUGGAUUCGCGAGCGGGAGAGCAUGGUACAUGCUGGCGACAUGGGCAACGACCUCGAGCAUUGCAAUCUGCUGAUCGACCAACUGGACGGCACCAGCGCGGACAACUCUGUCGACGAGAACACCUUGCAAGAGAUCAACGAACUCGGCGACAAGCUCGUACGCCAGGGCAGGAGCAGCCAGAAAGAGGUGCACGAGCAGAAGACGAUCAUCAACCAGAGUUGGCAAGCGCUCCAGUCCGACAUUCGCGCCUAUCGUCAGCAGUUGAAGGCGGCCCUCGAGGUGCACGGCUUCAACAGGGACAUCGAAGACACCAAUGAGCGUAUCCACGAGAAGAUUGUCGCCGUAAAGAGCGACGACUUUGGAAGGGACUUUGCCAGCGUCGAUCAGCUUAUGCGAAAACAGCAUGCGCUUGAAAGGGACAUGGAGGUCAUCCAUGCCAAGCUCGCCGCCCACGACCAAGAGGCGCAGACCAUCCUCGCCAAGAAGCCACCGCUCAAGGAAACUAUUCUGAACUCGCUGCAACGCCUCGAGCAAAGCUGGAAGGAGCUCUCCGACUCGGCCGAGCAGCGGCACGCCAAGCUGGAGCGCUCUCAUCAACUUUACAAGUAUUUCGACUCGGUGAAGAAAGCCGACCAAUGGGCGUCGAACCUGCGCACGAAGAUGACUUCGCACAAGCCGCCCAAGACCACGACUGAGGCCCGUCUUCUCAUCCAGCAACAUCAAGAACGCAAAGCGGAAAUCGACGGUCGCCAAGUCGAGAUCCGAGUGCUACACGAAGAGGGACAACGCCUGAUCGCCGAGCAGCCAGAGCACAAAGGAGAAGUUCAACGUGCCCACAAGCGAGUGCAAAACAGCGAGCAUCAACUCCGGCAAACAUGGGAGCAAGAGAAGGCGUCUCUGGCUCGAGCUCUCGACUGGCUCUUGUACUCUGAUCAAUGCGGACUCGUCGAAGCGUGGCUGGCAAGCAAAGAAGCUGUACUAAAGGAUCACGACCUCGGCGACAAUUUGGAGGCUGUGCAGAUGUUGAUCAAGAAACACGACGCCUUCGAAGAGACUGUCAAGACUCAGUCUGACAAAAUCGAAUCGGUGAAGAAGGACGCCGACGCCCUGCUGUCCCAUGGCAACGACUAUUCGGUCCAAAUCGAAGAAAGACGUGAUGAGGUCGUGGCUCGCUACAAUGCUCUGCUCCAACAAUCGGCCCACCGGCGGACGAUGCUGCUCGACAGCCAGAAACUGCUCGACUUUGUGCGGUCUUGCGGCGAGCUGAUCACUUGGAUCAACGCCAAGCUUCAACUGGCCUACGACGAAAGCUACCUGGAUCCGGCCAACCUUCGCUCCAAGCUCCAAAAACAUCUGGCAUUCGACAGCGAGCUGGCCGAGAACGAGAAACGCCUCAACUUUGUCGUCAACGAGGGCAACAAGCUGAUCAAGGAGAACCACUUCUCGAAGCAAGAGGUCGAAGCUCAGCUGUCCGAGCUGAAGGGAGGCUGGGAGGAGCUGAGGAACAAGAGCGCUUUGAAGACGCAACGCCUGCGCGAAGCCUACGAUGCUUUCACGCUGGCAAGGAAGGUGGAUGACGUUGAAAGGUGGCUCGACCACAUCGAAGGCGGGCUUGCAUCGGAAGAUCACGGAAAGGACGUCCACUCCGUCGAGCACCUUGUCAAGAAGCUCGAUGCCACGCAGGCGGAAGUCGCUGGCCGCAGCGACCACGUUGCCGAAGUGAUGACGAAGGCCCGAGAGCUGAAAUCGAAGAGCGCCACCGACACGGCCGAAUUGCUGAAGUCUGCCGAACAAGUCGAACUGCGGUACGCGCAACUCGGCGAGCCGAUCAAGAUCCGGCGCGAGAACCUGCUCGACGCCAAGAAGCUGUUCGAGUGGGAGGCCGAGGCGCAAGAGGAGACUGAAUGGAUGCACGACCGGAUGCCGCUCGUCCGAAGCGCCGAUUUUGGGGACAGCCUCCACUCGGCCGAGCAUCUCAGCAAGAAGCACGCACUUUUGGAAGCGGAAUUGGACACUCGUCACGCCUCUCUCAACGAGGUCGAGCGCAAGGGCCUCGAGAUGGUGCGUGCCCGACAUUUUGCCAGCACCCAGAUUGAGCGCCGCGUCGACGAGUUGAUGGGUACGAUGUUGCAGCUAAAGGAACUGUCGAUCACCAGACGCCGCAAGCUUGAUGCGGCGGUGAUUUCGCAAAAGUACUUUGCCGACCUGGGCGAUGCUGAACAGUGGAUCCGCGACCGGAUGCCGUUGACGAACAGCCAGGACAGCAGCAAGGACCAAGCGGCAGCCGAGUCGCAGCUGCGCCGCCUUGGAUUGCUGGAGAAGGAGGCGAUCAAAUUCCGCGAGGAAAUUGACCGGUUGAAGGCGACGGCUGACCGACUUGUGCACGACGACCACCACGACACGACGCAGAUUGCCGCGCGGCAAAACCGGCUCGAGGGCUCGUACGCGGAGCUGAUCCGCGCCAUCGGUGUCCGCAAGACGCAUCUGGCCGACUCGAGCCGAUACCACGCCUACGUUCGCCAGGCCGACGAUCUGAUGGACUGGCUGCAUGAGAAGGAACGCGCUGCCGCAGCCGACGAGUACGGCCGUGACCUCGAGGAGUGUCAGAGGUUGAUCGAAGAGUUCGACACUGUCGUCAGGGAACUGGCGGCCGCUGGCGAGCGUGUGGCUAGUGUCAAUCGCACGCAAGAAGAGCUCCUCAGGACCGGACAUCCGUUUGGUGCCUCGAUCCGUGCCAAGGGCGACGAUCUCUCUCGACUUUGGCAAGGCGUCAACGAGAGCGCCAAUGAGCGUCAACAAGCCCUCACCGGUGCCAAGCAAGUGCAUCGCUUCGACCAAGAGGCCGACGAGACGAUCAACUGGCUGCAAGAGAAGGAAGCCGAUGGUGUUGCCCUGGAGAACGUCGACCUGACCGGCGCCGACCUGAACACGCUGACCAGCGAGCGGCAGCGCCUCGAAGAGUUCAUCCACGGGCUGACGGCCGUGGAGAAACAGGUGACCGAGCUGUGCCGGGAGGCUGAUCGUCUCGAGAGCCUCUACCCCGCGACCAAGGACCACUUGCUUGGCCGGAAGAUGGACAUGAACAUGCUACUCAACGACAUCACCGAGAGCGCCAACAAGCACCGCGAGCGGCUUAGCCACACCGAGCAGCUGCAAGCCUACUUCCAAGAACACCGAGAGCUCAUCUCGUGGAUCAAGCGUCUUUUUACAACAAUCACCGCCGAGACGCUCCCGAAAGACGUACACGCUUGCGAGGCUUUGGCCAACCGACACAAUGAGUAUCAUUCGGAGAUGAUCGGCCGCAAAGGACACAUCGAUUCGUUCUGCAACCGAGGGCGAUCGCUCGUUCAACAGGGCCAUGUCCUUUCCCAAGAGAUCCAGCGCAAGGUCGAACAGCUCGAGCGUGCUUACCAUGGCGUCGAAAGCGUGUGGAACGAACGAAACGAGCUCUACGUCGAGAACAUGGACGUGCAGCAGUGGAAGGCCAACGCGAACACGCUGGAACAAUGGAUGACGGAAAGGGAGAACCUCCUCGGCGACGAUUGGAAGUAUGUCGAUUCGGUGGCCACCGCCGACGAGCGGCUUCGCGACUUUGACGACUUCCUGGUGACCGUCGAUGCUCAAGGAGAGCGGUGCGAGGGUGUCAAGCGGCAGACGCUGCUUGAAAAGAACUUCUCACGCCAGCUGCAAAGAGAGGCCGAACGCCGGCUUGACCAAGAGGAAACAACGCGACGGCGCGAUACAAUCAAGGUCGUCGAGAAGGGCAACCUAUUGGCUAACCGAAGGCAAGACCGUGAGAGGAGGAAGACUCAGGAAAUUAGUCUGAUGAAGCCGUCGGCCUCUGGUGAAGACUUCGCCUCGCAGACGCUGCCCAGGAAGCUGGAUGGCCGACGCGAGCGCAGCAAGACGACGGCUCUUGGUGAGCCGGUGGUCUCGGUUUCUGGGCCCUCGACCUUGCCAAUCGUUGGCUCGGCGUCCCAUCACGGCGAGUCGUCGACUAGCAGCAUGUUGGCGCCCCACCACGAAUUGCCGCAAUCCCAGAUCCAUACCGUCACGCCAGGAUUCAGCACCCGCCGCGGCACUUCCAUCCGCCGUUCCAGUGGCCAUCGUAUGGCUGACGAGCAAUCCUCGAUUGAUAUGACUGGCUACGUCGACCGCAAACAAGAACUGCAGUCCGGCGGCAAGAAGGCGACGCUCCGAUCGUGGAAGAACUACUACACAAUCCUGUGUGGCCAGCUGCUGUGCUUCUUCAAGGACGAAGAGGCUUUCAUGGGCAACAAUGCCGCAUCGCCACCGGUCUGCAUCUACAACGCCAUCUGUCAGCAGUAUCCGGAGUACGCGAAGCGCAAGCACGCCUUCAAGCUGAUCACGCAGGAUGGCGCCGAGUACCUGUUCGCCUGCAGCGAGGAACGACAAAUGCUUGAAUGGGUCGCUAAGAUCAAAUUCCACGCUUCGCUGGAGCCGUCGGCCCAGUUGACCGCCUUCAGCCAGAGUGCCGCGAUGGAGCUGUCCGCGCAUGGGCACGUCCCCGUCCCGCCGCCCCGGAACAUCCCCUAUCAGUCGACCUCUCGCUCCGACAUCCUGAUGAGGCAGCACGAAAUGGGCGCCUCACAAUCGACCGAUUCGGGCCCUGACUCGCGUCGUGCCAGCCAGCUGAGCAGCGACUUUGCCGAUUCCCAACGGAACCGUCCUGAUGUCUACCGAGAACGAGCUUCCACCCAGCAGUCGCACACCAGCUCCAAUGGUCAUCACGAGUAUCGUCAGACGGCCAGCUACGAGAGGUCGGAGACGAGGGAGCGAGUGAACGAGGGCUCUCAAUUCAUCUCGUGGGUCGAGGAGCAGAACAACCCGCACGCUGCCGCCGCCACGAUGUCCAGCCAGAAUGGAGGCCAUUCGGAGACGGACGACGAUGCUUCGGUCAAGGGUUCAAGACGCCGCGGUUUCUCGUCGCUCUUCUCGCGCUCGUCGAAGAAGUCGAACAAA
Messenger RNA from Mesorhabditis spiculigera, 11811 nucleotides. Lineage: Eukaryota; Metazoa; Nematoda; Chromadorea; Rhabditida; Rhabditidae. The record is from the annotation of a GenBank genome assembly.